Molecule: messenger RNA, 4591 nt
Organism: Lepus europaeus (European hare)
Lineage: Eukaryota; Metazoa; Chordata; Mammalia; Lagomorpha; Leporidae
Gene: P2RY2
Product: purinergic receptor P2Y2
Exons: 5
Coding region: 2941-4074 (377 amino acids)
Biological process (GO): positive regulation of mucus secretion; blood vessel diameter maintenance; phospholipase C-activating G protein-coupled receptor signaling pathway
Cellular component (GO): plasma membrane
Molecular function (GO): G protein-coupled purinergic nucleotide receptor activity; A1 adenosine receptor binding; G protein-coupled UTP receptor activity
Source: RefSeq, a predicted model, not a curated record
GCCGGGCCGCGGGUGGGGAGCGAGGCGGGUCGGGGGGCCGCGGGGCUCCCGGGCGCCUGGGUCCCGCGGCGGUGGUGGCAGGACGCGGGUGCCAGCCACUCCGAGCUGCGGCGACCGCACCCCGGGCGGCCCGCCGGGGCCGGGACCCCGGGAGAGGUUGGCUGGCGCAGCUUGGGGACGCGGCCGGUGAACCCGGCUCGGGUGCCGACUCGCGCAGAGGGGGAGCAAGCCGCGUGCGAGCGCCGGGUCCCCGGGGCGCCGUUCCGAGCCGCGGGUGGUGUGAGCGCACCGUGGGACGGCGGCCGAACUUGGUGUCCCCGGGAGCGCCGACCUCGGUCCCUUCCUGCACCUCCUGCGACCUGAGCACAACUCCUCCCCAGGAACCUCCUCCCGCUGUUCUCCUGGGAUCCCAGAGCACCUGCCCGCCCUCUUGUCCCCCCACCCACUCCUAGUGAACAGCUCUGUGCAACACGGCUCAGAGGGAGGGGGCUGACGCGAACAGGAGUGAGCAGGAGCCCCUGCAAGUUCCCAGGUCUGCAAGCCUGGCUCAUCUGAUCGGAUGCUCUGAGCUCAGCCUGAGCAAGCAGCCCCCAGGAUUCCAAGGAGCCCCCAAGAAGGAGAGCCUCACCCUAGAACGGCAGCAGCUCAUACCCUCAGAGGGUGCCCGUCCGCUGUUCCCUGGCCCAGCCCUGGGCCCGUGGUGCAGAAGCAGGGGCCCCGCUAGCUGUCAGCUCCCCGGAGGACAUUUGGGAGGGGCCGGGGGUGGCUUCUGAGCUCCUGAGCCUGAGCAGCCCCGCCUUGCUCUCCCCAUGCCCCUGAAGCCACAGGGGUGCUGAGAAAUUCCCCAAAUGUACCCACCCCCUCUCACCUUGGCUUGUGCUCUCUGCUCCUCCUCUUUCCACACCCACCCGACUCCUACUCAUCUUCCAAAGUGCAAGUGUCAGGUGUCCUCUCCUCCGGGAAGCCUUCCUUGACCACCUCUCCAUUUCUCCUUGGGGCCUCCUUGGCUUCCUUUAGGCCGGAUCAUCCUGAGAUGUCAUUGCCGGUUUCUGGGUGUGCCUCUCCCCACUUUGACCAUGAGUUCAUUGAGAUCGGGGAAGGGUCGGACCUGCCUCAGAGUGCCCACGUGCUCUGUUCAGGGACAGGCAUAGAUAGGUUUCCGCACCUGCAGGGGGCCGGGACUGCCUGUCCCCUGAGGAUGGCCUUCAGGGUGGGGACCUGCUCCGUGGUCAGCCUGGCCAUGGCGUUGCUGCCUGCAGCCCCAGCCUAUAAUUCCCAUGCUGUUUCCUGCCCCCCUUGGCUUCCCAGGAUGCCCCAGUCCUCCUGGCUUUGCCACCUGUCAACAUCUCACCCUCUUAAUUAGUUGUAGAGAGGUCACAAUCCUCUCACUUAACUCUCCCAGCAACCCUCGGGGGCGGGUGCUGUCGGGGCCUGCGAGGACGGUGAGGUUGGGGUUCUGGAGUGGCGAGCCUUGUCCAGAACUGCAUGGCUGACAGUGGCAGAACCGGGAUUUCCCACCUGCCCCGUGCCCUCCCUGGUUCUGGGCCCAGGCCCUCUAUCUCCCCUGAGCACACCAUCCCUGGCAGGGACAGGCAGCAGGGGGUCUCCAGAGCAAUACUGGACCCUGUGCACUACCACGCAGGACAGGGUCUGCCAGCUUAGUGGGUGGCACAUUCCAGAACCAUGCUAGCAGAGGAGAUGGAAUGCUGUCUAACCACCCUGGAAAAUCUGCAGCCCUGGUUUUGGGCUCACUAGCCCAGGGCCACAGAUGGGGGAGGAGCAAAGCCAGGUCACAGGUCGAUACUCCGCAUGCUGGGGUUAGCUCUGCCCGUGACUUUGGGUAAGACUGGAGCUACAGUUUCUGGCCUUAGUUUUUCUGCUGUAAAAUAGGUGCAAUAGCCAUCAUGGAUGCCUCGCACCAGGAAAGCACCAAGAAGAGUGGGUGGCAGGCUUGGCCAGUCGCACACUUCUCUAGAGAACUGACCAGGCAGGGAGAGCCGUGGGGAGGCCAGGGCCCUGCCGGACAGCUUCUGAGGUCAGACACACCAAGGCUGCUCUGCCGUGGGCUCGCUGAGUCCCAGGGUUAGGUGAGAAGUGGCACAGCCCAUCUCUUGUGUUGGAAGGCAAGGGAGCACGUCCCUGCACAAAGAUGCAGCCAUGGGAACUGCUUCUGCUGUGCUGAGAUGGGAGAUGGGGAGGGUGGGCUUCCUGGGAGGGUGGCAGGGGCCCACCAGCCAGCGCCUUGAGUCCUGGAGUCCUGGGAUGAGGAGCUUGGACAUCAGCUUAGGAGCACUAGAGAGCUGUGGAAGUCUUUUUUUUUUUUUUAAUCAAUUAACUUAUUUGAAGGCAGAGUUACAGAGAGGCAGAGAGAGAGAGAGAGAUCUUUCAUCUGUUGGUUCACUUCCCUAAUGGCCACAUCAGCUAGGACUGUGCCAGGCUGAAGCCAGGAGCCAAGAGCUUCUUCUGAGUCUCCCACGUGGGUGCAGUGAUCCAAGGACUUGGGCCUUUUCCACUGUUUUCCCAGGCACAUUAGCAGAGAGCUGGAUGGAAAUGGAGCAGCUGGGACUCGAACUGGCGCUCAUGUGGAUGUUGGCAUUGUGGGCAGCAGCUUAACCCACUGCGCCACAGCACCAGCCCCCUGUGGCAGGGUUUAGAGCUCGGCAGCUGCUGUCAGAUUUGUGUUUUAGGAUGACCAUUGGGCUGCAGUGUGAAGGCGGGAAGGCUAGGCAGAUCCGGGGACCAGGAGGCCAGGGAGGAGGCUCUGCAGUGGCUGGUGGUCGGGCCUAAGGCUGCGUGAUGUGGCCGUGCGGUGCCUCCAGAACUCCCGGGGCUGAGCGAGUUCCCUGCAGCCGGUCCAGGCGGGUGCAUUCAUGAGUGAGGAACCUGAGCCGGCACCAAGCAUCCUGACAGCGAGAACAAGGGCCGGUCAGGUACAGGACGAUGGCAGCAGGCCCGGACCCCUGGAAUGGCACUGCCAACGGCACGUGGGAAGGGGAUGAGCUGGGCUACAAGUGCCGCUUCAAUGAAGACUUCAAGUACGUGCUGCUGCCCGUGUCCUACGGCACCGUGUGCGUGCUGGGGCUGUGUCUGAACGUCGUGGCGCUCUACAUCUUCCUGUGCCGCCUCAAGACCUGGAACGCCUCCACCACCUACAUGUUCCACCUGGCCGUGUCCGACGCGCUCUACGCCGCCUCCCUGCCACUGCUGGUCUACUACUACGCCCGCGGCGACCACUGGCCCUUCGGCGCGGUGCUCUGCAAGCUGGUGCGCUUCCUCUUCUACACCAACCUGUACUGCAGCAUCCUCUUCCUCACGUGCAUCAGCGUGCACCGCUGCCUGGGCGUGCUGCGGCCCCUGCUCUCCCUGCGCUGGGGCCGGGCGCGCUACGCCCGCCGGGUGGCCACCGCCGUGUGGGUGCUGGUGCUGGCCUGCCAGGCCCCCGUGCUGCACUUCGUCACCACCAGCGCUCGCGGGGGCCGCGUCACCUGCCACGACACCUCGGCGCCUGAGCUGUUCGGCCGCUUCAUGGCCUACAGCUCCGUCAUGCUGGGCCUGCUCUUCGCCCUGCCCUUCGCCGUCAUCCUGGUCUGCUACGUGCUCAUGGCUCGGCGGCUGCUCCGGCCGGCCUACGGCACCACGGGGGGCCUGCCGCGGGCCAAGCGCAAGUCGGUGCGCACCAUCGCCGUGGUGCUGGCCGUCUUCGCCAUCUGCUUCCUGCCCUUCCACGUCACCCGCACCCUCUACUACUCCUUCCGCUCCCUGGACCUCAGCUGCCACACGCUCAACGCCAUCAACAUGGCCUACAAGGUCACCCGGCCGCUGGCCAGUGCCAACAGCUGCCUCGACCCUGUGCUCUACUUCUUGGCUGGCCAGAGGCUCGUGCGCUUUGCCCGCGAUGCCAAGCCGCCCACAGACCCCAGCCCUGAGCCCCGGGCCCGCCGCAGGCUGGGCCUGCGCAGAUCCGACAGGACAGAUACCAAGAGGACAGCAGAUGUGUCAGCCAGCAGUGAGGCCACACGGCAGACGGCGUGUGCUGCGGGCGGUGGCGAGAACACUAAGGACAUCCGGCUGUAGGCCCUGAGCCCCUCGGGCUGUGCACCUGUCCAGGGCGGGAGUCGUGGGAGACCAGGGCUUGUUCAGGUGGGAGAUGCACCAUCUGUAACCCAGGCCGGUCAUCCUGGGGGUGAUGACCCUGUGGUCUGUCCCUUGGCAGAGUCACCCAUCCCUGUGGCCCCCAGUCAUCAUUUGCACAUUCUCAAAUAAGUGUUCGAGAAAGGCCACGGCCACCUGGCUUCCAGGCUAGCAGCUGGCCACGCCUGCUACACUACUCCAGCCUAAUGAAGUCGGAUGCAGAAUCAGGCCCAGAGAGGGAGGUGGUUUACCAAUGUCACGCAGCAGGCACAGGGCCUGGGCUCCCCUGGGUAAGUGGUCAGGACUGAGUGCCCACUGUGGUGUGGAGCAGGGCUGGGUGCCACGGUGGGCUCAGCCCCGAGGGGCAUCCCAAGCCCAAGGGAUGGACAUCUGGGGACUCCCCAGGGCUGGGAACUACUUCGAGGCUGUGACUUCUACUAAAGGUUAUGUUGCCUGCUGG